AGGCAGCGAGUCCGCAUGUAACCCCCGCCUCGCAUGAAUGAACGAAGCAGCCUAGCAGGGUCCGAUGUGCAACGAAGAGUGCACUAUGCAUUAUCGGCCAGUUGAACCGUGCAUAAUCCGCCCCUCCCUCCCCGCAGAAAGGCCCUUCGAAGCGGAUCAAUCACGGCGCGGUGCAGCCUGGGAUGAAACAUGAAUUCGGUUGGUCCCUGGCGGGAUUUGCGAAAAUAUGAUACUCUAUAUAUCUUACUCACCACUCCACUCACUCCGCUCACUCCACUCUACCUAACUCGUCGUCUUGCCAAUCACCCGAGCGCUUGCUGCACUGCACUGCACUGCACACGGCCAGAACGGAAUUUUGGUCGGAGGGAUGGAUCGCCAUGGAGGCCAAUCCAACAGUCCCCCGACUGCACAUCGUCCAGCGUCGGGCUCCAGUGCUUCGAGUGCGGGCUCAUCUAUUUGAAGGAUCCCACCCGGGGGAAGGAGAGGGGAGGGGGGAUCCAAGUAUUGUACAAUACAUGGUCAUGCGGGCAUAGUACUGGGCGGUGGUGGGCGUUGGUGGCUGGCCGGUCCUUCGAAAUCUCCCUCCCUCCCAAACCCGCCGGGGGUGCGCUGCGUAUUUGUAGUCCAAGAGGCGUCGCUAGUCAUGAGCGAGUGUCAGUGUUCGGCCUGUUUGGUUCUCACCACUGGGAAUGCGGGGCGGUGUUCUUUUUUUGCUCACGGCGUGACUUGAGGGAAGAACUUGAGACGACAGGCCCCCCGGGUCCCUCCACACCUGCCUACCUACUAUCAUUCACCACGUCUGCUAACCUACAUACCGGUACCUACCUCUACCACAUCACCAAACAAAAACGUUAAAAGGGUAAUGGUCCUGCACGUAGAGAUGAGCACCACAGCCUGUUUGCCUCCCCUCACAAAAAAAAAUACAACACAGCCGAGUGAGCAUCACGGUCUAGUCCUCCCGUUCUUCACCUCUUAACACCCGUCAACCCCCAUCUCCGCGCAUCACUAGUCAGGGCGGACAGCUGGGAAAACCGUUGCACAUCUAUCAAUACCUUAUAUCCACCCGGCAAAAACGCUCUGCCUGCUUUGCCUGCCUGCUUGCUUGUCUCCACAGCUUAGCGAGUCUGCCUUUUACC
This is a messenger RNA of Tricharina praecox, 1136 nucleotides long. RefSeq lists its product as uncharacterized. Lineage: Eukaryota; Fungi; Ascomycota; Pezizomycetes; Pezizales; Pyronemataceae. The record is from RefSeq and is a predicted model, not a curated record. The transcript has 2 exons. The coding region runs from base 190 to 855 and encodes 221 amino acids.